UGUGUUCGCGUAACACCGCUGCCCGUUCUUUCUCUUCCCUAAAGGGCAAACUGAACCGAAAAGCAACGCCAGAGAAGCACAGAUCUUGUAGAAAUUCGGGAUUUUUCAGGAACUCUCUGGAGAAAAGGAUCAUGUAAAACCAAAAGACAGACCAAAACCACACAGAAACCCUCUUUCACUACUGAAAUGGCCAUUAAAUGCAGUUUUCAAGCUUUGAAGUCCCUAGAAUAGUCUGGCCCAUGAAACUGAAUUAAGAAGAUGGAGCUUCAUGCUGGCUAACAAGAACUUUCCCAAGACCUUUUUGUGUCAGAGAGAGAGAAGUUUCUUGAAAUGUUGUACUCUUCGUGGAGAGAAAUAUUGAGAAUAAGAAUGUGAAGAAAACCUGUAAUGCUUUGCCAAGUGCCAGAGAAGCCCAUACUAGUGUCUCUAGCAUCUUGCCUUCAGAGCAGGUUUCACCACCUAAUGUGUCAGAUCUUCCCGGAAUUUUGCCCAAAGUAGUGCAUCCAGAAGCUGGACCCAAGAACAGGAGACCAGGCACUGCAAUAGUAGCAAAACAGUCUUCAAACAUAUCUCAGAUGCCACCAAAUCAGCCCAUCAUCCCACAAAGAAGACCUUGCUUCAAGAUAUGCUGUAUCUGUGGCAGAGAAUUUGGAUCACAGUCUAUAUCUAUACAUGAACCCCAGUGCCUAGAGAAGUGGUGUACUGAAAACUAUCAGCUACCAAGUCAUCUCAGAAGACCUGAGCCCAAGAAACCUGUGGUCCUUACUGGUGGUUCCUAUACGCUUGCAGCUGAAAAUGAGGCAGCUUAUCAGAGUGCUCAAGCCCAGCUCCUGCCCUGUAGAAACUGUGGCCGAACCUUCUUUCCUGACCGUCUCAUGGUGCUGGGAAAGUGUUGCAGAGGAGGUAGCCGCACUGUAGGGCAAUCAAGCACUAGCCCCACUAAAUCUGAUAAAGGCCCAGGCUUUGGGUCUGGCUCAGCAAGUGAUCCAUCUAAGACCAGUCAAGGAAAGAGUGGUGCUGCACCAGCCACAUCAGACAAGGCACAAGUGAUAAGACAGCCACCAACAGUGAUUUGUUACAUAUGUGGCCGUGAGUAUGGAACAAAAUCAAUUAGUAUCCAUGAGCCACAAUGCCUGAAAAAAUAGCACCAGGAGAAUGCCUUGCUACCCAAGCACCUGAGAAGGCCAGGGCCCAAAAUACCUGAAGUCACACCUGUGCAAGCCAAAGGUUUCUACGAUCUCAAUUCUUUAAAUGAGGCUGCCUGGAUCAGCGCCCAGAACCAGCUCGUUCCAUGUGAUGUUUGUGGGCGUACUUUUCUUCCAGACAGACUGAUCGUCUACCAGAAGUCCUGUAAACCAAAACCUGCAACAUGAAUUGGAUGUAACACACAUGCAUAUGUAUGCAUGCAUACUCACACGUGUGUGUAUGAGUGUGCAUGAAUACACACACACAUGCACUCAUACAUUUCAGCCAAAACACGAGAGAAAUAAAAUCGAGCUGGGGAGUCAUGAGCAUCAAAACUGUAGUGUGUUAUCAGAUCACAACUUCCAAAAGCCUCCAGAGUAAAAUCAGUUGUUACUGUGUAGUGUACGAUCAAAUAUGGUGAUUUUUUAGCAGUAGCAAAACUUCUUCUUCAUUUCUGUUGUUCAGAUGGCCUCACCUAAAAGCCACAGUUUGAGAGGUUUGGCAUAAGAAUACUUGAAAGUAAUAUGAACUAUUUUCUUU
Molecule: messenger RNA, 1725 nt
Organism: Pezoporus flaviventris
Lineage: Eukaryota; Metazoa; Chordata; Aves; Psittaciformes; Psittacidae
Gene: ZNF475
Product: zinc finger protein 475
Exons: 4
Source: RefSeq, a predicted model, not a curated record